AUGGCAGAAGAAGCUCAGAAUGUUAGAGAAUUGCAGGAAUGGGUAACACGGAUGGAGAAGGUGAUGGUAUCAACGGAGGAUUUGCAGGUGGCUAUGCAGUCCUUAAAGGCCCAAGCGGCUUCUCAAGAGGCCAAGCAGGAGACUCGGGCUAACCGACUGGAGGAACAGAUGCAGCGCCAGGAGCAACGAAUGCUGGCGCAAAUUCAGGAGAUGUUAGCUAAUAGAGGUGGUCACGGAGCAAGAUUUGGAGCUACCGGGGAGACUUCGUUUUAUGAAGGAUCUACCUCGGGGGACGCUAUUGUCAAGGCCAAGACAGUCCGAUUUGCUGGGGAGACCUCGCUCCAGGAAGGAUCUGCCUCCGGGGACGCAAUCAUCAAGGCCAAGACAAUUCGAUUGGACUUUCCCAGGUUUGAUGGUGAAGAUCCUGAGACCUGGAGCUGCUGCGCUGAGCAGUUCUUUGACUUCUAUAACACCCCUACAGAGCACCGAAUUGCCCUUUCCUCCUUCCACAUGGACAGGAAGGCAUUGGUUUGGUACAGAGAGCUGAGAGCUAGCAACUCAGUGAAGACAUGGGAUGAGUUUGUUCGUUCCAUGCAGAUCCACUUUGGACAAAGCUCUUAUGAUGAUCCGAUGGAAACUCUGUCGAAAUUGAAGCAAGAAGGCACACUGGAGGACUAUAAGGACCAGUUUGACACACUGGCCCUCAAGGUUCACGGGUUACCUGACAGCUAUAAGCUCAGCUGUUUUUUGGGGGGACUCCGUGACGAUAUCCGCGUUAGGGUGAGGAUGUUUAAUCCGAAGAGUUUGAUUGAUGCCUAUUCACUAGCAAGAAUGCAGGAUGAGUGUCUGGUGACUGGUCGACGAAAUGCCCACCUUAGUUGGAAUUCGAACCAGGUGCACCAAUCCGGACAAGGUUGGAGCACUAAGUUACUGGUGGGAUUUGCAAAGAGCAAUAGACCCCCUAACAAUACCCAGAACAACGCGCCGGGACAGGGCAGAUCGGGUUUUGUGCCCCAGACAGGGAUAGGGCCCCCGGGUAGAGGAGAAGCCCACCCAAAUCAAGCACUAGUCCCUAUGCAAAAAAUUACACCAGCCCAGAUGGACGAGAGGCGGCGAAAAGGCCUCUGUUACUCAUGCGAUUCCAAGUGGACCCGAGGCCAUGUAUGUGCGGCGCCUAAGCUUUUCCUAAUUGAAGCUCUUGAGGAAGGUGAAGAGACGCAGGGCAAGAUGGAAGCGGCGGGUGAAGAGGAUCCGGGAGAGUUCUUCCUAGAGGAGUUCCCCGAGAUUUCCCUAAAUGCCAUCACUGGCACGCCGAGCCCAAAAACUAUGAGGAUAGUUGGAUUUUUGAGGCUCCACCAGGUGAUCAUCCUGAUCGACUCAGGCAGCACCCAUAAUUUUGUGGAUGCAAAGUUAGCUGCCACCUUGGGGAUUCAGCCGCAACCUCAGGAAGGAAUUCGGGUACAGGUAGCCAAUGGGCAGGAAGUUGUGAGCCCAGGCCGGAGUAGAGAGGUCGAGAUCAAGAUGCAGGGGAGUGUGUUCCCCUCCAGCCUCUUCAUUUUGCCACUGGCCGGAUGUGACGUUGUCCUGGGAAUCCAGUGGCUUCGGACUCUAGGGCCUAUUAUAUGGGACUUCAGUAAGCUCCAAAUGGUGUUCCAGCAUGGGGGCAAGGAGUGCGUGCUCCUGGGGAUGAAGAGGGGCCCGAGUGUGAGCUUCGAGGCAGGGGACUCCUUCAGAUUGCCUAAAAGGGAACAGAAGGGGGUGUUACUGCAAGUGAUCCCUCACUCACCCCACUGUUGGGCCUUGCAGGGUUCAGCAGUUUCUCUCACCCCCCGACUAGACCUCCUUGGUCCACUAUCCUCCAUUCUGCAGGACUAUGAGGACGUCUUCCAGGAACCCAAGGGACUUCCACCAGCUCGGUCUCAUGACCAUUCCAUCACCCUCCAGCCCGGUGCACAACCAGUCUCCGUUCGGCCCUAUAGAUACCCCUACUACAAGAAGGAAGAGAUAGAGAAGAUUGUGAAGGAGCUCUUGGAGUCUGGAGUGAUAAGGCACAGUCACAGCCCCUUCUCAUCCCCGGUGCUACUGGUUCGAAAGGCAGAUGGUUCGUGGCGAAUGUGCAUGGAUUAUAGGGCCCUAAACAAGGUGACCGUGAAGGAUAAAUUUCCUAUCCCUGUGGUAGAUGAGCUCCUAGACGAGCUAUGGGGGGCUAAGGUAUUUUCAAAACUGGACCUAAGGUCCGGAUAUCACCAAAUUCGGGUGGUAGAGGAGGAUGUUCCAAAGACAGCCUUUCGCACUCAUGAAGGCCACUACGAGUUCUUAGUUAUGCCCUUUGGGCUAACUAACGCCCCCUCUACUUUCCAAGGACUCAUGAACUAG
Messenger RNA from Alnus glutinosa, 2376 nucleotides. RefSeq lists its product as uncharacterized. Bases 1 to 2376 code for a protein of 791 amino acids. The transcript has a single exon. The record is from RefSeq and is a predicted model, not a curated record. Lineage: Eukaryota; Viridiplantae; Streptophyta; Magnoliopsida; Fagales; Betulaceae.